This is a messenger RNA of Erythranthe guttata (spotted monkey flower), 1368 nucleotides long. The record is from RefSeq and is a predicted model, not a curated record. NCBI's taxonomy places the organism in Eukaryota, Viridiplantae, Streptophyta, Magnoliopsida, Lamiales, Phrymaceae.
AUGAAAAGGGCAAAAGGGAAUGCGGGUUCGAUCUCCAUGGACAAAAUAUCCGAGUUGCCGGAAGAAAUCUUGCAGAGAAUACUUUAUUUCCUGUCCCAAAAGGAAGCUAUCCGUACAUCUGUCUUGUCCAAAUCAUGGCGUAAUAUUUGGUGUACUCGUCCCAAUCUCGAUUUUUCAGACGACACCUUCAAAGGUAACAAACAACAAUUUCUCUCCGUUGUCGAUACUACUUUACGGCGAUACUGUGAUCAAAGGUUGCGUGUAGAUGAGUUUAGCCUCCAUAUUUUGUUGCGUGUUUUGGAUCACGAAUCCGUUUCUCUUCUCGAAAAAUGGAUUCGAGCACUCGCAGUUAUGGGUGUGAAGAAGCUACGCCUUUCGAAUAGUUGGGAACGUAUUUCGGGAGUUGUCGAUCUGCCGUCUGUAGUCUUUGAAGCCGAAUCGCUCCAAGAUUUGCGCGUGGAGGGAUUCAUCUUGGGCCGAAUGGGUAUUGAAAGGAUCGUGCUCUUCAAGCAUCUAACAUCACUUUGUCUCAAACGAGUCUACAUCGAGGACGAUGUUUUCGAGACGAUAAUCUCGAAUUGUCCUUCGAUCGAAACUUUGGAAGUUAACGAAUGCGAGAGGUUAAAAAACAUUAAGGCGAAUCGUUUACACAAUCUCAAGUACUUCACUUUUUCGAAACUCGGCGCGGAAGAUUGUAGCAUCAACAUCGAAAUCCACCCCCCUUCUCUCGAAACCAUCAAAAUUAAUAACGGUAAUCCAUGGUCCUACGGAGGAGGGUACUUUCGUAAUCUCAAAGACUUAUAUUUGUGGUGUGUCGCCGCGUCAUUGGACCACUUGUCCUCGUGUAAAUUCCCAAGCCUCGAGUGCUUGAAGAUUUUAUCUUGCAACGGACUGAAAGGAAUCAAUCUAUUUAUCGACGCACCGAAGAUAAACAUGUUUGCAUACGGAGGCUCGUUUAUCCCAUCAAUCUCUUUCGCACCAACUACUUCCCGCAAGUGGUGUUCACUUAUAUGUGUGUGUUUGGGUGACGAUGAUGAUUCUUCGUCGUCGCUGGAUGAACUGCUCAAGUCGUUAAGCCAAUCGAAAAUUUGUCUGUGUAUUACUCCAAAAAACAUUAAUCGGCCGAGUGGAGACAGAGAUGAUGAGCUGGCACAGUUGUUGUUGCGAGAUCUGGAGGAAGUGAGAUUGGAGGCGAUGCGAGAGGGAGAAUGGCGCCCGGUGUUUGAAUUGCCGAGCUACGAACAACGGAAACGUAUUCAUAUUCGCUUCAUUUUGCAUGGUUUAAGGUAUAUUAUGAAUGGAGAACACUUGGCCAUUUUUGAAGUUUUAGGGUGUAAACCGCUAAUCAAUGCAAAUAUUGGGGUGUAA